Molecule: messenger RNA, 728 nt
Organism: Phalaenopsis equestris
Lineage: Eukaryota; Viridiplantae; Streptophyta; Magnoliopsida; Asparagales; Orchidaceae
Exons: 5
Coding region: 87-518 (143 amino acids)
Source: RefSeq, a predicted model, not a curated record
AAGAAGCUUAUUCCAUUCUAUCCGAUUCCAAUAAGAGAUUCCUGUACGACGUGGGAGUUUAUGACAGCGACGAUGACGAAAACGGAAUGGGUGACUUUGUAGACGAGAUGGUUCACAUGAUGAAGCAGACGAAGCCCAAUGAUAAUGACCAGGAAAGCUUCGAGGAUCUACAAAAGCUGUUUAUGGAUAUGUUUGAGGACGACCUUGAUCCCAGCAGGUUUAGCUGCGGUUGGGUUCCCGCUGCGAAUACGAUGGCGGCUUCCUCGAGUAAUGGCUAUUGCAAUGCUGAAACAGUUGAUUGCAGCGGCGGAGGAAAACGUCGUGGCUCUGUUCUGGUCUCGGCUUCCGGCAAGACAAAGCUGCAAGAGUUUGAUGGUGGAUCUGCUGGUUUCUGCUUCGGGACCAACGAGGCAAUGCCGUCUUCGGUUGGCAGAGGAAGCAACAGGAGGAAUGGGAGAAAACAGAAGACAUCAUCGAAGCACGAUCUCUCUUCCAAUGACACUGAGAUUUCUGCUUGAAAUCCGACGUUUCAAUUUUAAUUAUAAUUGCAUAUUCUGUCUUUCCUUCGUUUAAUGUGUAGGUGCUAAGGGGGAAGCUGCCAAUGUUGAAUUGUUGGGUAUUGUUUUGAUAUCUCCAUUUAAACAUUUGGUGUUUUCCAGUAGACUUCAACAUGGGUUAUGAUUUGUUGUUUGAUGUGUCUUACUUGAGUCUUAUUUGUAGUCUGUUUC